This is a messenger RNA of Trichechus manatus latirostris (Florida manatee), 1548 nucleotides long. RefSeq names its product ankyrin repeat domain 34B (gene ANKRD34B). The record is from RefSeq and is a predicted model, not a curated record. Lineage: Eukaryota; Metazoa; Chordata; Mammalia; Sirenia; Trichechidae. The transcript has a single exon. The coding region runs from base 1 to 1545 and encodes 514 amino acids. Gene Ontology annotation, molecular function: protein binding.
AUGGAUGAAGGUAUAGAGAUCUCCAGUGAUGGAAAUUCCCUGAUCAAAGCAGUCCAUCAGAGCAGGCUUCGCCUCACGAGACUCUUGCUAGAAGGUGGCGCCUACAUUAAUGAGAGCAAUGACCGUGGGGAAACGCCUUUAAUGAUCGCUUGUAAAACCAAACAUGUUGAUCACCAAAGUGUCAGUAAAGCCAAAAUGGUGAAAUACCUGUUAGAAAACAAGGCUGAUCCUAACAUACAGGACAAAUCUGGGAAAACUGCUUUGAUGCACGCUUGCUUAGAAAAAGCUGGUCCUGAAGUUGUUUCCUUGCUUCUAAAGAGUGGGGCUGACCUCACCUUGCAAGACCAUUCUGGUUACUCCGCGCUUGUUUAUGCUAUAAAUUCAGAAGAUAGAGAGACCCUGAAAGUUCUACUUAGUGCUUGCAAAGCGAAAGGGAAAGAAGUCAUUAUCAUAACAACAGCGAAAUCAGCAUCUGGGAGGCACACUACCAAACAGUACUUGAAUAUGCCUCCUGUGGAUAUAGAUGGGAGUCAUUCCCUAGCCACCUGUGCCACUCCUUCAGAAAUAGACAUAACCACAGCCUCAUCACCACUUCCACAUUCUUCUGAAACAGAAAUGACUCCUUUUGUCUUUAAAGAUCUGCAGUCCUCAGGAAGCAGUGAUGACAUACGGGAACCAGGCUCCCCUGUGUGGAAGCCUAUUAUGGCGUCUAAUGGGCCCAAGCUGCCCCAAGCUCCGCCCUGGAUCAAGAGUACCCCCUCAUUAAUGCACCAGAACAGAGUGGCCUCCUUGCAAGAGGAGCUUCAGGAUAUUACUCCUGAGGAAGAAUUAUCCUACAAAACCAAUGGGCUGGCACUGUCCAAGCGAUUCAUCACAAGGCACCAAAGCAUUGAUAUAAAAGACACAGCACAUUUGUUAAGAGCGUUUGAUCAGGCUGGCUCAAGAAAGAUGUCAUAUGAUGAAAUAAAUUAUCAGUCCUUAUUUUCAGAAGGAAAUCAGCAGGGUGUUGAGAUCCCAAAUGACCAGGACCCGGAUACUAACCAGACAAUAUUUGCUUCCACUUUAAGAAGUAUAGUUCAAAAAAGAAACUCAGGGGCAAAUCACUAUAGCUCUGAUUCUCAGCUCUCAGCUGGUCUUACCCCUACAACUUUGGAAGAGAGCAAAGCACUUAUAGGAAAGAAAAAGAUCCUCUCGCCAUCUCCUUCUUUGUUGUCAGGGCCCAAAGAAUUGUUGGAGACUAUCCCCCCAGGCCCCUUGAGCAGAAGAAAUCAUGCAGUUUUAGAAAGACGUGGUUCAGGAGUUUUCCCUUUAGAUCACAAUAUUAUGCAAACUAGACAAGGGUUUCUGCCACCCUUAAAUGUAAAUCCUCACCCUCCCAUCUCAGAUAUCAAUGUCAACAACAAGAUUUCCAAUCUUCUUUCUUGUGGUCAGAAAGUGCUUAUGCCGACAGUUCCUAUUUGCCCUAAAGAAUUCAAAAGUAAAAAAAUGUUGUUAAGGAGACAGUCAUUACAAACUGAACAAAUUAAGCAAUUGGUAAAUUUUUAAGAG